Molecule: messenger RNA, 3076 nt
Organism: Cephus cinctus (wheat stem sawfly)
Lineage: Eukaryota; Metazoa; Arthropoda; Insecta; Hymenoptera; Cephidae
Exons: 7
Coding region: 304-3018 (904 amino acids)
Biological process (GO): proteolysis
Molecular function (GO): serine-type endopeptidase activity
Source: RefSeq, a predicted model, not a curated record
UCGAUACAACAAACAAAUUGCAAGUGCCGUUGCACUGUUUUAUACUAGUAUGAAAAAGUCGACCGGUAUACACUUAGGGUAAUAAACAAAUGGUUUACCGAUGUAGAUUAGUUCAAAUUAAGUUCGCCGUUCGGGAAAGAUUACACGGCUACCAGUCGAGCGGCAACAGUGAACGAAAAAAAAAAAUCGAACGGAAUCGAUUGAUUGGUAAUCGAAAAAAAAAAAAAAAAAAAAAAAAAAAAAAAUUUGUACAAAUUUUUUGUAAAAUUUAUUUAUUAUCAAUUUUGUCACGUCUGUUCGACGAUGCGUAAAAUUUUCGUUAUACCAUUGAUCUGUGCGGUGUCUCUGCUUUGUUGUCGAUUUGUAAAAUCAGUCAACGAUACCCAUUUCCAUGACAAAUCGAUCGAGGAGUCAGAGGAAACGGAAACAACGACGAUGGAUACGACGACCGUAACGAAAAUUACGGAAACCACUGAGACGACGCGAAAAACGACGAAGAUGCCCACCGAAAGUUCAAAUUCGAAUUUGACGACCGAAAAACCCGCGGAGAAAGUAAAUUCAGAACAGCCGAGUGAAACGAUUGUCUCAAAUGACAAUACGAAAGGUAAUUGGAUGAAAGUGAAAAACAGCAUCCGCGACGACCUGAUGAACGUGCAGGCGAUACUCGUAAAGGACGAGGAAGUCACGAAGCAGUGCCAGACGGCGAAUUUGGAAGCAAAAACUAGAUAUCUCAUGUGCGGCGGUUCCAUCAUAUCCGAUCAUCACGUAUUGACGUCGGCGUCGUGUAUACAUGAAGCGACGCACAUCAGGCAUAAUAUAAAAGCGCCACUGGCCGUUGUCAUAGCUCCCACGAAAAGUGGUUCGCAGAUAAUACGAGUGCAGGAUUACGUGAUACAUCCAAAUCAUCAGGACGAUCCUCACAAGGCGAAUCAUCUCGACCACAAUUUGGCAAUACUCAAAUUAGCAUGCAGAAUAAAAAGCAACAUUUUGAAAAAAGUUAAAUUGCCCGAAUCUCCCUUCACCGAGAUAUGCGGCGAUGGGAAUUGCAUGGCUACAUUUUUUCGAAAACUCGGAAAGUCCUCGUAUAGAAUGUACGAGAUAACUGCAGAAAAUAUACCGCUAUCGAAACGUAAGAGGGAUCAGAGUGCAGUUUUAUGGUCAACGAAGGUAUCGAGCGUGACGGAAGGGCCGGGGAUUGAUAAGAAAAGGAAUAAUCGAGAAGUUCGAAAAUUAAUUCAUCCGCCCACGUUCGACAUCAGUUUCGCCGCCACUGGUGCGGAGAGAGCCAAUCGGAAUUGGCUAAAAGUUUCAAGUGACACUGAUAACACGAAAAAGGCGAAUACACAAAGUACGAUAGUAUCGACGAGUGCGACUACGAUUACUGAAAAAACUACUAGGAAAAUGGGACCGAUGAAAACAACCGAUAAAUCGAUAAUCAAUAACAAUAGCGUAAAGUCAAUAAUGACAAGAGCCAGUGACGGUACGAGUCGUUGUCCCUCAACGGGAACACCAGUGAUGUCUGAGGAUGUUCAGACAGCAUUAGUGUCAGUGCCCUGUGACGAUCGUCAGCCAUUCAGAGCCUGGGGAUAUACCGAUCUGUUCGUUAACAUCGAUUGGAUAAAUCAUACGGUGGAAAAUUUGAAGAAACCCGAAAAACCGGCAAGCGAGAAUGUCGGUACAGGACCUUGCCACACGUGCAUAUUCAAUUUCUACUUUGCGAAGGGUCACGAUCAGAAAUACGGAAGCUCAGAAAAGCCCGAUUGCAGUAAGGUGAUCACAAUAGCCAGCAAAGAUAACGGCCUAAGUAGUAAUAUAAUGCAAAGCUUAAAGAUUCGGGUGUUAAACGACAAUAACAAAAAUCCGAUAGUAUUUCAUUCGAAUUUCGGGGCACAGAGCGGCCCUGCAUUACCGACCGCGUAUGCAGCCGCGCCUGCGCGCGAGUACCGAUCGAACGCGGACUCGAUCGACCAGACGUCCAAUGACGAUAAUCGCCGAUCGACAAUGGAAAAGCGUAGGAACGUUACCGGAAAUUGUACGCCGGAACCCGAUAUCCUCGGCAUGGGACUGAAUGGCAAGAUGACGCAGAUUAAAAAAGCGUCGCUGGCAACCGAGAUAAGAGAUAAUACCUUGAUGGAGAGGAUGAAAUUUUUUAAUUUUCAAAAUCAAAAAAAAACAAUUCAAAAUCAAUCCCAGCGAGAUAUGUACACCGAGGGGCAAGAUUAUGGACAUUACAUCGAUAAAGAACCGAACGUCGUACCGGAAGCAUCGAAAACGAUAUUCCCACGUGGUGGCGGGAAAUUUGAAAAUCAGCAACCCCGCCUGCCGGUUCGAUCGACGGAAAAUCGAGCGAAGAAUAAUCAAUCCGAUACGUCGCCGUUGGAUGCGGCUAAUGCGACCUUGUUAUAUCCAAAUUUGAGAGGAUUUUUCAAAGAUCCAAAAAAAUUGUCAAAUUACCCAGAAAUCAUGGAAAAUUCGAAUACCGAUGACAGUCCCGAGGAUCACAUGAUAAUCGUGAAGCUGCGCAUAGAAGAGCCACGUUACGAUCCAUUGAAGACGUCGAGUGAGGUAGAGGAGGCGAUACUGAAAAAUAUGAGCGUAAUGAUCGACGGGGAUCGAUCGAAAAAUUCGGAGAUCUACGUAAACGGGAAAUCGUUAAAGGAUUCCGAAAUUUACGUGUACGGCGAGAGAACACGAAAAUCACGUAAUUAUCGAGAGAACCGAGAUUUUCGAUAUUCGUCAAAGACAACACAAAUUUAUCAGAUCGAUCGAACGACCGAUAAAUCGAUUACGUGGGCGAACGAUCGUAUCGUGCGACUACCGAGUUCGACCGGUUACGCGACCAGACAGGAGCGACAAUCAUACGCAGUCAACAAGGCGACUGUGGAAACGAGAAACUACAACAAUGGACAUCCUGGUCGACCAAUGGAAUUUUCUGACAAUGUCGCUAAUCUGCGAGCUGCGAGAAAACAGGAUCUCCAUGAAUUAUUCCGCAAGAAUCGGCAAAAGGGAAGGGACUAAUUUUUAUAUCAUUAUUAUACAUUUAUAUAUACAUACAAAUAUAUGCCUAUAAAAUUAA